CCGAUCAGCUGACUUGGAGCAGGCGGUCAUGUGACCCGGGACGCCGCACAGUCACAACAAAGAUGGCAGCGAUGCUGGAGCGGAGCUGCGGGCUCGGCUGUGUGCUGUUGGUACUGUCGGUGUUCACACUGGGUCACUGCGCCACGAGCUUCACACGACAGUUGAUUGUAGAGUUGAACCCUGGCUCCUCCUUGCCGCCUCUCGGUGGUGACCUACUGCACGUUAGAGCCUUGGGAAACAACGACACGCUUCACUUCCUGUUCUGCAGCUUGGGGGCGCCGACGCUGCUGCUCGUUCACACCAACACUUCUUCUUCUACUGUCAAGGUGAACUGGACUCAGUUUCUAGAUGGGAACCACAGUGGCGGCCUGAAGGUUAAGCCUGAGAGCAGCAUCCUGUACAGCACCGCCAUCGUCUUCAGCCGGCUGUUGGAGUACGAUGACAGUAACGACACGGCCGACCCAACCUCUGACCUCUUCCCUCCGUACCGGCUGGACGACUUCACCUGGUCUCGUUUCAACCUAUCAGGAGCCAGCGCGCUGCUCUGUGGAGCCGCUGCCUCUUUCACCAACGGAUCACUCUGCCUGCAGUUGUCAGUGUUUGAUGGAGAGGGACGUGGUCAGGCAUGGCCCCGCCUCCUUCACACAGCUAACUCCUCACAGCUGGGGGUGUGGCUUGAAGGUGUGUUGCCACGGGCAGCUCGUUCCAGGUUCCUGUUGGAGCUGCAGGCGGUGGGUGGGGCUGAUCCUCUGAGCAGAGUGGAGGUUUAUCGAUCGAUCGAUGACGAGUUCACGCCAUCAAUAUUCCAGGUGUCUCGCUGGGUUCCAUCGGAGAACAGCAGCUCGGAUGUUCUGGGGUUCCUUCAGUGGAAGCCGGUCGCAUACCGUCAGCCUCACCCGGCUCUGGAGGACGCCACACCGUGCCGCCACUCUGAGCCGCAGCCUCAGAGUGGCGAGGCAACAGCAGCAACAUCCCGUCUCAUCAGAGCAUUCUACACAGAACCAGAAACAUUCGGCCUGAACGUGAGCUUCGGGCUGGCAGGAGACCCGUUCUACAACAGCACCAAGUUCCUCAGCUGGACGGUGCUGCUGGGCUCCGGUUCUCCUCCUGUCGAUUCGUUCUCUCCGCUGGUUCUCAGCAUGAUGGCGGUCGGCCUCGGGACUCCCAUGAUCCUCCUGCUGCUGGGUGGAGUCUGCGUCUGUGUACGUAAGAGGGCGGCGGUCAUGGCUGCAGCCUAUGAGCCAAUCAAUUGAUGUUGACGAAGAGUUUUCUUUUAAAGACUCGGGUGACGUGACUCUCCGGCCAAUCAGGACGCAGGAGACUUUUAUUUUCUUCACCCCAAGAAGAAAAAUGUUUUUAUUAAAAUGAUUUGAAUAAAUCCGAUAAUUAAAUUCUAAUUAAUGAACGAUGAUGACUCAGCAUUAAUCUGCAUUUUGUUUAUGUUAAACAACAACAGUGUCUAAAUAUCACAAAUAUAAACCUUCUUAUUUUAAACAGGACCUGAGUCGACCAGUCAGGAGUUCUGAUUUCAGGCUGCAUUCACGUUCAAACACGUUUCUGUUCAAACUGUUAUUUUGAAUGUCACUGAGUUUGAUCAUUUGUGUUUUUACAGGUUUGUAAGGUUUCAAUUUAAUAAAAUAUUUUUCAAAAAACGUU
Molecule: messenger RNA, 1656 nt
Organism: Acanthopagrus latus (yellowfin seabream)
Lineage: Eukaryota; Metazoa; Chordata; Actinopteri; Spariformes; Sparidae
Product: glycosylated lysosomal membrane protein
Exons: 7
Coding region: 63-1253 (396 amino acids)
Cellular component (GO): lysosome
Source: RefSeq, a predicted model, not a curated record